Messenger RNA from Rhodofomes roseus, 1138 nucleotides. RefSeq lists its product as uncharacterized. NCBI's taxonomy places the organism in Eukaryota, Fungi, Basidiomycota, Agaricomycetes, Polyporales, Fomitopsidaceae. Bases 1 to 891 code for a protein of 296 amino acids. The transcript has 7 exons. The record is from RefSeq and is a predicted model, not a curated record.
AUGGCCUCUCUCGCCUGGCUUUUCCUCGCCCUCUGUCCCCCAUCACUCCUCGCCCACGCCCGUCCCAGCCCGGACGCCAACCUCGACGCGCGCGGGGCGCCUCCAAGCCCGCUUUGGCGACGGGCCAGCGUGCCUGCGCCCGGCUUCUACAACCCUACGGACAACGGCGGGACCUGGCUCACGGUGCUGGACGGAACCUUUCCUGCGGGCCAGGGCGAAGCAAUCAACGUCGUCAUUUCCGGGGACUCGGAUUCAGCUGUGCUAGUCAACCAAGAGCCAGAUGGGGGGCUGCUGAACUACUUUGUCUCUUUCGGGUACUCGACAGAAUGUCUUGGUCAGCACGACGGCACUCCUCAACGAGCCAAUUUGGGAGACGGUAAUGGAUACGCUAACCAAACCGCUGAGAUACGAUGGGACUAUGGCGACCCCGAGCUGGGUACGUGCCAGGAGACGAUCGAGGGUGGAAGCCACUUCCGGUAUUGGAUACAGAAUGGGGACCAGCAUGACACGAAUGCGGUCUUCAUGGCGGCAUCAUAUGAGCUCCCCGAGACAGAUGGCCAUGACAUUAUAUUCAAUGGAUACAACCUUGGUCGGGACUGGCUCAUCGGCAACGUGACGAACCAGACUCAUAUCAUCCCCACUGCCAACCUCACAAACGGCACGUCGUACACGGGGCAGACGUCGUACGAUGGGUACACAUACGAGACGAACGCUCAGUACCUGUAUGGCUACGCGCCGAACACAAGUUACGCCGUGAACCACAACAUCACGACGUCCAACAAUGUGACAAAUUCGGACGACGGCUUCAUUGCCGUGUUGACCGUGAAGAUCGUCACAGCGCCCCAGUCCUCGUACGUCCUCGGUCGCUGUGGUCUCACACCGUUUGUCUGAUACUCCGAACCACAGGGGAGCAUUAUCAUGGCGGACACCCUCACCAUGGGUCCCGCUUGCUGUAGCAUGCCUGCUGCACCUCCUCGUAUCAUCACUCCCUCUGUAGAUCACAUACAACAAGGACUCCCGCUCGCUGUGUAACGAUACCUCACGACCUUCCCGGCUUCCAUUACCCUCUCCUGGAGCUCUUUCGUCUCUCCGACACUGCGAUGCCCCUACCCCUCCCGUCAGCUGCUCCUCGCUUACG